Gaeumannomyces tritici R3-111a-1 is the source of this 1230-nucleotide messenger RNA. RefSeq names its product glycosyl hydrolase family 62 protein. Lineage: Eukaryota; Fungi; Ascomycota; Sordariomycetes; Magnaporthales; Magnaporthaceae. The transcript has a single exon. The coding region runs from base 168 to 1004 and encodes 278 amino acids. Gene Ontology annotation, molecular function: feruloyl esterase activity. The record is from RefSeq and is a predicted model, not a curated record.
GGUUGAGGAUAUAAACACGCUAUGCCGUCGCCUUUGUGGCCUGCUUUUGCCCUUCUCCUCACCCAUCGGGCCUCGAUCUAAUCUUUCUUUCCUUUCACCCCUUGAUUCUUUCUUUCCUUUCACUCCUUGAUCCGCCACACUCUCUCUUCGUAUUUCAGACAACAAAAAUGCUCGGCUCAGUCUUUUCCUCCUUCCUGGUCGCGGCGCUCGCCCUCGCGCCCGGCGUUGUGGCACAGAACUCGCCCGGCUGCGGCAAGGCCAGCAAGCUCAAGAACGGCGUCAACAAGAUCAACGUGGGCGGCACGGAGCGGCAGUUCAUCCUGGCCGUGCCCGACAAAAACGACAACGCCAAGCCCAAGAAGCUCAUGUUCGCCUUCCACUGGCGCGGCGCCACCAUGGACAACGUCGUCAACGACCCCACCAACCUCAACAAGUUCUACGGCCUCCAGGCCAAGGCCGCGGGCUCCGCCAUCUUCGUGGCGCCGGACGGCCUCGACAAGGGCUGGGCCAACGACGGCGGGCGCGACAUACGCUUCGUCGAGGCCAUGAUCAAGGCCAUCGAGGACGACCUGUGCGUCGACCAGGCCCAGCGCUUCGCCAUGGGCUUCAGCUACGGCGGCGGCAUGUCCUUCUCCGUCGCGUGCUCGCUGCCCACCAUGUUCCGCGCCGUCGCCGCCCAGGGCGCCGGCGAGGUCAGCGGCUGCGACGGGCCCAAGGGCGCCAUCUCGUACCUGGGCAUCCAAGGCAUCAACGACGCCGUCCUGCCGCUGCCGGGCGCCAUCGAGAUCGCGAACAAGAUUGCAAAGGCAAACGGCUGCCAGGCCAACAAGAACCCCGAGACCCCCGCCAAGGGCAGCAAGUCGUUCAAGGUCACCAACUUUACGGGCUGCAAGAAGCCCGUCCGCUUCAUCACCUUUGACGGCGGCCACGACACGGCGCCUCUCGGAGUCGCCAACGGCCUUCAGGCCGACUCUAUGUGGGAUUUUUUCACCAAGGCCGCCUAAGCGUUGAGGUCCUUUGGGAGUUCAAACUUGUUAGCUAUGGUUUGGUGACAAAUUGUACAUAUGGGACGACGUCAUGACGAUAUCUUUGUUCAGUAUCUUUUUAUGCGGUGCUUAGCGAGGUGGUUUAUCUGCCAUUGGCUUCAGCGAGUUAUGGGAAUAUAUACAUUCGAUUCGCGAUCGACUUGUCUGCGUCGCACCUCCUUGUUCUCUUGUGAUCCAGCCCUCC